Messenger RNA from Labrus mixtus (cuckoo wrasse), 1351 nucleotides. It is a transcript of the gene myod1, whose product is annotated as myogenic differentiation 1. Gene Ontology annotation, molecular function: protein dimerization activity; DNA-binding transcription factor activity, RNA polymerase II-specific; RNA polymerase II cis-regulatory region sequence-specific DNA binding. Lineage: Eukaryota; Metazoa; Chordata; Actinopteri; Labriformes; Labridae. Bases 181 to 1083 code for a protein of 300 amino acids. Gene Ontology annotation, biological process: positive regulation of myoblast differentiation; regulation of transcription by RNA polymerase II; muscle organ development. The record is from RefSeq and is a predicted model, not a curated record. The transcript is spliced from 3 exons.
CAGCUGAGAGGGCAGAACAGUUUGUGACAGGACUCCAAAUUCCCCUAACAGUCAGAGUUUCUCUCUCAUUGGUCCUCCUCUUCUUCUUCUGCUGUCUUUAAAAAAAGUUUGCUUUUGGUCUGAUCACUGGUCUGUGUCUGUCUCUGGAUUUUUUCCUCCUGGCUGAGUUUGGACUGAACCAUGGAGCUGUCGGAUAUCUCUUUCCCCCUCCCCUCCGCAGAUGAUUUCUAUGACGACCCCUGCUUCAACACCAGCGACAUGCACUUCUUCGAGGACCUGGAUCCGCGGCUGGUCCAUGUGGGCCUGCUGAAGCCGGACGACUCCUCCUCUUCACCCUCUCCCUCCCCUUCCUCCUGCUCCUCUUCCUCGCCGUCCUCUCUCCUGCACCUCCAUCACCACGGCGAGGGGGAGGACGACGAGCACGUCCGGGCACCGAGCGGGCACCACCAGGCGGGCCGCUGCCUGCUCUGGGCCUGCAAGGCCUGCAAGAGGAAGACCACCAACGCGGACCGAAGGAAGGCGGCCACGAUGCGCGAGCGCCGGCGGCUCAGCAAGGUGAACGACGCCUUCGAGACCCUGAAGCGCUGCACCACCGCCAACCCCAACCAGAGGCUGCCCAAAGUGGAGAUCCUCCGCAACGCCAUCAGCUACAUCGAGUCCCUGCAGGCGCUGCUGCGCGGCGGACAGGACGACGGCUACUACCCGGUGCUGGAGCACUACAGCGGGGACUCUGACGCCUCCAGCCCCCGCUCCAACUGCUCCGACGGCAUGGCGGACUUUAACGCGCCGAGCUGUCAGUCCAACAGAAGAAGAAGUUAUGAGAGCAGCUCUUAUUUCUCAGAGACUCCAAAAGGCGGUCUGAAGAGCGAGAGGAGCUCAGUGGUCUCCAGUCUCGACUGUCUGUCCAGCAUUGUGGAGCGGAUCUCCACUGAGAGCAGCAGCGGCGGCACCCUCCUGCCCGCCGCCGACGGCUCUGGCUCCACGCCCACAGACCCCGCAGGAGACGCAGCUGCUCCAGGAUCCGUCCAGAUCCCCUCCCCGACCGCCAACCAGGACCCCAACCUGAUCUACCAAGUCCUAUAGACCCUCACACCUGGGACGUUUGCACCAACAACACACUGUACAGUCGUUAAAACACACACACGAGUUUAAAGUUAUUGUUUUAAUUUAUCGAGCUGAACUGAGACUUCACUUCCUGUUUGCAUCGGCAGAAGAGGCUUAUAGCGUCACCUCUCCUCGCCUGUUCUUCGUCCUCAAGCUGAAAUAUGGAAGAUCAAUCCUGCCAAAAAAAUAAGUCAAAAAACAUCUUAUGACCUUAAACAUUUUAACACAUUUUAAGGCCCUUUAUAAA